CGCAGGCGGAGGAAUUUCUCUGAGAGAAAAUAAUCCUACUCACGGGGCCCCUUGGAGGCCAUUAACCCCCCGAGUCCCGGCCCCCCCCUUUCCCGGGCAGGCCCUAUCGCCUACGCGCGCACCCGUGGGAUCUCAAGAUCUCCGACCCGGCGCGCGGCAUCCGCCCCCUCCCCGCUCUAAGCGCCAGGCCCGGCCAGGUCCGGGGAAGCUACCGCGAGGCGGCCGUGCCUGCAGUGUGGGCGGGGGCCGGGGGCCCGAGAGGUUCCGCCGCCACCGCGCUGGGAGCCGCAGCGGUUCCGAGCGGGGCCCAACAUGGCGGAGAGAGAGGUGGAGUCCGGCCCCCGAAAGAGGAUUUGUUUCCAUUAUAGGUUAUUACAAGAUAUUGAAUAUAGUUCCCUGUGCCAUACAUUUGAGCAGAAAACUGGUGCAGUUUUUGAUGAAAUUGUAGAGAACUGUGGUGGUAUCAUGGAUACAGAAAUGUCUGAAGAUAUAGACCACAACUUAACUCCUACCCUUGACAGCAUGUCUUAUGGAAUACCGAAUCAAACAGGAUCUGAAAAUUCAUUGCUGGAUGAAGAUGAUUAUUUUUUGAACUCUGGGGAUCUUGCAGGAAUUCCAGUCGUUGGUAGUGACAAUGAGGAUGAACAGGAUUUUAGUUCAAAGGACAAUCUUGUUUCUUCAAUUCAUACUGAUGAUAGCUUGGAAGUAGAGAGAAGAGUCACACAGCAUGAAUCAGACAAUGAAAAUGAAAUACAGAUUCAAAAUAAAUUAAAAAAAGACUUUCCUAAACAAUUUGAUCAGGUUUCUGUCUUUAAAUCAAUACGGAAAGAUUUUAGUCUAGUAAGAGAAAACAGCAAAGAGACAUUUUCUGGAAAGGAGAAAAAUAGAGAUCUAACUUAUCAUGAACGUGAAAAACGGUUGGAUAAACCCCAUAAAGAGUUGGAUUCAAGGUUGAAAAGCAGUUUUUUUGAUAAAGCAGCUAAUCAAGUUGAAGAAACAUUACAUACUCAUUUACCACAAACCCCAGAAACAAACUUUAGGGAUUCCAGCUAUCCAUUUGCCAAUAAAGAAUCCAUUGGUUCGGAACUGGGGAAUUCCUUUGCAUCAAAUAUUAGAAUUAAAGAAGAACCUUUGGAUGAUGAGUAUGACAAAGCAAUGGCACCACAGCAGGGACUACUAGACAAAAUUAAAGAUGAACCUGACAAUGCUCAAUACAUGUUAAAGAAAUUAAAAGAAGUAAUGGAAAAGGGGAGACAAAAUUAUCAUCAUUUGCUGGAGUAUAGUCAUGGCCAACAGCAAAAAACUCAAGAAGGGGAACUGAAAAUUAGCGCUGUGUUUUCAGUCAGUGGCAGUCCUCUUGCUCCACAGUUGACUACUGGCUUUCAGCCUUCACUGGCGUCAUCUGGCAUGAAUAAAAUGCUUCCUUCAGUUCCAGCCACAGCUGUUCGAGUUUCCUGUUCUGGUUGUAAAAAAAUCCUCCAGAAGGGGCAAACUGCUUAUCAGAGGAAAGGGUCUACUCAGCUAUUCUGCUCUACACUGUGCCUCACUGGAUAUACAGUUCCACCUGCCCGCCCACCGCCUCCUCCUACUAAGAAAACUUGUUCAAGUUGCUCAAAAGACAUUUUAAAUCCAAAGGAUGUGAUCAGUGCCCAGUUUGAAAAUACCACCACUAGUAAAGAUUUUUGUAGCCAGUCAUGUUUGUCAACAUAUGAACUGAAAAGAAAACCUGUUGUUACCAUAAAUACGAAUAGCAUUUCAACCAAAUGCAGCAUGUGUCAGAAGAAUGCUGUUAUUCGACAUGAAGUUAAUUACCAGAAUGUGGUACAUAAACUUUGCAGUGAUGCCUGCUUCUCUAAGUUUCGAUCUGCUAACAACCUCACCAUGAACUGUUGUGAAAACUGUGGGGGUUACUGCUACAGUGGCUCUGGACAAUGCCACAUGCUUCAGAUAGAGGGACAGUCUAAGAAGUUUUGUAGUUCAACGUGUGUCACAGCAUAUAAGCAGAAAUCAGCCAAAAUUACACCAUGUGCGCUUUGCAAAUCAUUGAGAUCCUCAGCAGAAAUGAUUGAAAAUACCAAUAGCUUGGGAAAGACAGAGCUUUUCUGUUCUGUUAAUUGCUUAUCUGCUUACAGAGUUAAAAUGGUUACUUCUGCAGGUGUACAAGUUCAGUGUAACAGUUGUAAAACCUCAGCAAUCCCUCAGUAUCACCUAGCCAUGUCAGAUGGAAGUAUACGCAACUUCUGCAGCUACAGUUGUGUGGUAGCUUUCCAGAAUUUGUUCAACAAACCAGCAGGAAUGAAUUCUUCAGUAGUGCCCUUGUCUCAGGGCCAAGUAAUCGUAAGCAUCCCUACAGGUUCAACAGUGUCGGCAGGAGGGGGUAACACCUCUGCUGUUUCUCCCACCUCCAUCAGUAGCUCUGCUGCAGCUGGUCUCCAGCGUCUUGCUGCCCAAUCCCAACAUGUUGGGUUUGCACGAAGUGUUGUAAAACUCAAAUGUCAGCACUGUAACCGUCUUUUUGCCACAAAACCAGAACUUCUUGACUAUAAGGGUAAAAUGUUUCAGUUCUGUGGCAAAAAUUGUUCUGAUGAAUAUAAGAAAAUAAAUAAUGUAAUGGCAAUGUGUGAAUAUUGUAAAAUUGAGAAAAUUGUAAAGGAGACUGUGCGAUUCUCAGGUGCUGACAAGUCAUUCUGUAGUGAAGGUUGCAAAUUGCUUUAUAAACAUGACUUGGCAAAACGCUGGGGAAAUCACUGUAAAAUGUGCAGUUAUUGUUUACAGACAUCUCCCAAAUUGGUACAGAAUAAUUUAGGGGGAAAAGUAGAAGAGUUUUGUUGUGAAGAAUGCAUGUCCAAAUAUACAGUUCUGUUCUAUCAGAUGGCCAAAUGUGAUGGUUGUAAGCGACAGGGUAAGCUCAGUGAGUCCUUGAAAUGGCGGGGAGAAAUGAAACAUUUCUGUAACCUGCUUUGUAUCUUGAUGUUCUGUAAUCAGCAAAGUAUAUGUGACCCACCUUCACAAAACAAUGCAGCAAGUAUUUCCAUGGUGCCAACUGCUUCAGCAGGGCCCCCAUCUCUAAGAAAAGAUUCAACUCCAGUUAUAGCUAAUGUAGUAUCAUUAGCAAGUGCUCCUGCUGCUCAGCCCACAGUGAAUUCUAACAGUGUCUUACAAGGUGCAGUUCCAACAGUAACAGCAAAAAUCAUUGGGGAUGCAAGUACACAAACAGAUGCCCUGAAACUGCCACCUUCCCAGCCUCCAAGACUCUUGAAGAAUAAAGCUUUAUUGUGUAAACCCAUCACACAGACCAAGGCCACCUCUUGCAAACCGCAUACCCAAAACAAAGAAUGCCAGACAGAAGACACUCCAGCUCAGCCCCAAGUUAUUGUGGUGCCAGUUCCAGUACCAGUAUUUGUACCUAUACCUCUUCAUCUUUAUACUCAGUAUACGCCAGUCCCAUUUGGAAUUCCAGUUCCAAUGCCUGUCCCUAUGCUUAUUCCAUCCUCAAUGGAUAACGAAGAUAAAGUUGCCGAGAGUAUUGAAGACAUUAAGGAAAAGCUUCCCUCACAUCCUUUUGAAGCUGAUCUCCUUGAGAUGGCAGAAAUGAUUGCAGAAGAUGAAGAGAAGGAGAAGACUCUAUCUCAGGGAGGAUCCCAAACUUCUGAACAGGAACUUUUUCUAGAUACCAAGAUAUUUGAAAAAGACCAAGGAAGUACUUACAGUGGUGACCUUGAAUCAGAGGCAGUAUCUACUCCACAUAGCUGGGAGGAAGAAUUGAAUCAUUAUGCCUUAAAGUCAAAUACUGUCCAAGAGGCUGAUUUAGAAGUGAAGCAGUUCUCAAAAGGGGAAACUGAACAGGAUCUGGAAGCAGAUUUUCCAUCAGAAUCCUUUGAUCCACUGAAUAAAGGACAGGGAAUUCAGGCACGUUCCCGAACAAGAAGACGACACAGAGAUGGCUUCCCCCAGCCCAGACGAAGACCCUCUGGCUCUCCUGAAAACAAGCCCUGCUGGCCUUCAAAACCAAGUGUUCUAGAGGUUUGUCUUCCCAGUUCAGGACCCCUGGACUGGGGAGCCCUACAUGAGACUCAGACCUCUCACUCCUUGGGGAGAACACCUGCAAUUGGACGGAAGAAGUCUAUAGUGUCUGUGGAGCCCAGGAGUCUUAUUCAAGGAGCCUUUCAAGGGUGCUCAGUGUCUGGGAUGACACUGAAAUACAUGUAUGGGGUAAAUGCCUGGAAGAACUGGGUUCAGUGGAAAAAUGCCAAGGAAGAGCAGGGGGAUCUGAAAUGUGGAGUUGAACAUGCCUCAUCUAGCCCAUGUUCUGACCCUUUAGGAAGUGCUCAAGACCAUGCACUCUCUCAAGAAUCUUCAGAGCCAGGCUGUAGAGUCCGCUCUAUCAAGCUGAAGGAAGAUAUUCUGUCCUGCACUUUUGCUGAGUUGAGUUUAGGCUUAUGCCAGUUUAUUCAAGAAGUGCGGAGACCAAAUGGUGAAAAAUACGAUCCAGACAGUAUCUUAUAUUUGUGCCUUGGAAUUCAGCAGUACCUGUUUGAAAAUGGUAGAAUAGAUAACAUUUUUACUGAGCCCUAUUCCAGAUUUAUGAUUGAACUUACCAAACUCUUGAAAAUAUGGGAACCUACAAUACUUCCUAAUGGUUACAUGUUCUCUCGCAUUGAAGAAGAGCAUUUGUGGGAGUGCAAACAGCUGGGCGCUUACUCACCAAUCGUCCUCUUGAACACCCUCCUUUUCUUCAAUACCAAAUAUUUUCAACUAAAGAAUGUUACUGAGCACUUGAAGCUUUCCUUUGCUCAUGUGAUGAGACGGACCAGGACUAUGAAGUACAGUACCAAGAUGACAUAUCUGAGGUUCUUCCCACCUUCACAAAAGCAGGAGUCAGAACCAGAUAAACUAACUGUUGGCAAGAGGAAACGAAAUGAAGACGAUGAGGUUCCAGUGGGUGUGGAGAUGGCAGAGAAUACUGACAACCCACUAAGAUGCCCAGUCCGACUUUAUGAGUUUUACCUGUCCAAAUGUUCUGAAAGUGUGAAGCAGAGGAAUGAUGUGUUUUACCUUCAGCCGGAGCGCUCCUGUGUUCCAAAUAGCCCCAUGUGGUAUUCCACAUUUCCAAUAGACCCUGGGACCCUGGACACCAUGUUAACACGUAUUCUCAUGGUGAGGGAGGUACACGAAGAACUUGCCAAAGCCAAAUCUGAAGACUCUGAUGUUGAAUUAUCAGAUUAAAGUGGAAGUGGGGUUCCUAUUUUCAUACACGUUGGUAUGCACCAAACUGUGAAUGCAUCCAGCUUUGGAAAACGAUCUAUAAGUCCAAGUCCUCUUGACUUGAUUAUAAGAUAAUGGAAAACAGACGACUCGUGAACCACAGUGUGGAUGUAUAAAUGAAAACUGAAGGAAAGAAUAUGAACUGAGAAAUGUUGUUCUUUGGCAGUGAUAUAGUUCUUAGACAUCUUCAGAAUGACUAACCAAUUUCUCUGAGUGGUGCAUAAUCUUAUUUUGUUUGGGAAUAACAAAUUGUGGAAUAUUUUUAAGGAAAACUGUUGUAUAAAACUCUACCAUAGUAACCUUAGACCUUAGAGAGAGGUAGCUUUGGAGUGAAACCUUGGCUGCAAUAGGCUACUUGGGCAAGCCCUAUGUAAAAGUCAGGAGAGAAAUCAGUACAGAGCUAAGAGUGGCAUCAAGAUGAGGACUGUGGGACCCAGACUUGAAGACCCAAUAAAAAUACUCAACUUUUUUUAAAAGUUAGAGAGUGAAGUGGUCUUGAUUUUGAUUUUCACUGCCAAGCCAAUUCUUUGAAGGAUAGAAGCCUCUGGUGCUUUUGCCAUGGGGUCCCUCACUUCAGGGAAAAAGGCCUUCACUGCUGUUCAUACAGUAAUGUGUCCCUUUCACUUUCUGGGUCUAGCCUUCUCGGUUUUAAGUCUGGAUGUGGGUAAAUUAAGUUAAAGGGGCUGAAACUCUGCAAAAUGAUUAUACACACAGAAAAUCUGUGGAGCCCAUUGGACCCCAAGUGUCUUGAAAUGUUCGUAGAAAACCCACUAAAAUGCCCAUUUCUCUGGGUGUUGGUCUUUAUUGCUGCUGUCUCACAGCAUGAGCUGUGGUAUGCAGAAAUGGGGGUUCUCCUCUUGUUUUCAGUUUAUCCUCAAAUGGCAGCUUUUCUCCCAUUGUUUUAUCUUCUUUCCCAAGUAAUUCCUAUUAUUUUGUCUUUUGUACCAGUUUCUGGAGGCCCUUGUCAUUUCAAAAAGAAGAGUCUCUCUCCUUACUCUGGCAAACCUGUGGGUGACUCCACAAAGACACAGUAUUACUUAGCUAUCAGAAUUAUGGUAGAAGAGGUCCUAGCGUAUUCCUGUAUAAAGCAUUGGGAAGAUGACCUUGUUGCCCUAAGAAACUUGAAAAUAGAAUUCUGGGGUUAGGAUACAAAGACAUUGACUGUCUUGCAUAUCCACAAGCAGGUCUUCUCAUAGCAUUAUUCCAGACAUGAGCUGUUUUCGUGGUUCUAGGAGGAUUGCAAGUCAUAGGAGUGUUUGCCAUAUGGAUCCAUCUCCUUCAUCUCCAUUCUGCUUCUCCCCCACAAAAUUUUGAAUCAGAAGCUUUUAUGGUGUUGGCCAAUCACAGAACUUCUUUAGCUGACAUUAAUUUGACCCUUUAAUAGAAAUGAGAGAAGUCUAAAAAGCCUCUUAGAAAUUUUAACCUUGAACGACUUCACACUACGUCCCAUUUUUUAGAUGGGGGUGACAGGUGGUUUUUGUUUUUUUGUUUUUUGUUUUCCAAUAAAUAAACUCAUUUAACUACAAUAAUUUAAAAGUAGGCCUUUUAACAUUGUGUACUUAAUGGUUCUGUCCCUCUGCCUGUAACAAAUCUUGUUUUUGUUACCAAAAACUAUGUGAAAGAAGUAAAUCUGCCCCAGUUCUGUAUGAUUAAUUCCAUCU
Molecule: messenger RNA, 6926 nt
Organism: Hippopotamus amphibius kiboko
Lineage: Eukaryota; Metazoa; Chordata; Mammalia; Artiodactyla; Hippopotamidae
Gene: ZMYM4
Product: zinc finger MYM-type containing 4
Exons: 33
Coding region: 313-5226 (1637 amino acids)
Molecular function (GO): zinc ion binding
Source: RefSeq, a predicted model, not a curated record